CAAUCUCCGAGACUUAUGAUUUCAUCGCUAAUUUGAAGUUUUAUGAUUCGCCAUAGAACCCAAGGUCCAUUUUAAUACCGAGAUCGCCGACAAAGACCGCUUCACUUUUUUUUUUGGGAGGGGGGGCUACGUUUUACCUCAUCAUCUCCGAUUCGUAACCCCCAACCUACAAAUUUCUACGUCUUUGCUUCCACCUCAUCCGCAAUAUAGUCCUUUCACAAUCGACAUCGCGUGUUUAACCAAGAACACAUCAAACGCAAUUCCAUUUCCAUUGGCAUUAAUCAAUCUUGACCACAUUACAGCUCGCAUAUCUCAUAUCUCAAAAUGCUGUCGCGGACGCUAGCAACCGCUGCUCGACGAGUAGUCGCAUCGGCUACUCCUCGCGUCGCUACCCGCCAGACUCUCAACCCGGCCGCCAGCAUCGCGCGCCGAUCGUACCACGAGAAAGUGUUGGACCACUACAGCCGACCGCGCAACGUAGGUUCUAUGCUCAAGUCUGACGUUGACGUUGGCACCGGCCUAGUCGGCGCCCCAGCGUGUGGCGACGUCAUGAAACUUCAGAUCCGGGUCGAUCCGAAGAGCAACACCAUAUCCGACGUAAAGUUCAAGACCUUUGGCUGCGGCAGCGCUAUCGCAAGUUCGAGCUACCUGACAGAGCUGGUGAGAGGUAUGACGCUCGAGGAGGCAGGCCGUAUCAAGAAUACCGAGAUUGCUCAGGAGCUUUGCCUACCGCCUGUCAAGCUUCAUUGUUCCAUGCUAGCCGAGGAUGCCAUCAAAUCUGCUAUCUCCAACUACUACAGCAAGAACCCCCAUGCCAAGCCAACAAACCUUGCCGGUACUGGAGCAAAGAUGCCCAGUAUUAGCGAGGCCGCGACGGCGACUGCUUAAGGGUUGACGUACCAAACUGAAUUUGAAGGAUACAUUCGUUACUUGCAUGGGAUACGGAGUUCAGAUGGGGAAUCAAAAGUCGCGGCUUUGAUAUGCGGUGCAGACGGGGAUAUCGAUAUGCGACUGCUUACGAUAAUAUGAUAUCGCUGUGCGUUGUUCUGUUGUGAGGGAUUUUUGAUGUUACGGCUAUUUUCAACUCCGACCGGGGUUGAAUGCGAUGGACUUUGAUUUUCUCAGUAAUCCAGUUAUCAAACUUGGGUUUUUCGAGCACUCAUUAAGAGAUGUACCAUAGUCCUCACUCGGAAUAAAAUCGUAAAAUCGUAAAACCGUAUGGUUGUUUUUGUUUAAUUAUUGUUCAGUGAGGUGCG
This is a messenger RNA of Daldinia decipiens, 1256 nucleotides long. RefSeq names its product FeS cluster assembly scaffold IscU. Gene Ontology annotation, biological process: intracellular iron ion homeostasis; iron-sulfur cluster assembly. Gene Ontology annotation, cellular component: mitochondrial matrix; cytoplasm. The transcript has 2 exons. Lineage: Eukaryota; Fungi; Ascomycota; Sordariomycetes; Xylariales; Hypoxylaceae. The coding region runs from base 325 to 888 and encodes 187 amino acids. The record is from RefSeq and is a predicted model, not a curated record. Gene Ontology annotation, molecular function: ferrous iron binding; 2 iron, 2 sulfur cluster binding.